Messenger RNA from Ornithodoros turicata, 2137 nucleotides. RefSeq lists its product as uncharacterized. The transcript has 6 exons. The record is from RefSeq and is a predicted model, not a curated record. The coding region runs from base 80 to 2065 and encodes 661 amino acids. NCBI's taxonomy places the organism in Eukaryota, Metazoa, Arthropoda, Arachnida, Ixodida, Argasidae.
UUGGUGGAUGAAGGCGAGGGAGAGGAAGAAGAAUGUAAUCUCGGUCCCUUUGUAGCGCUCGGCUCUGCCCUUGCAGAUUAUGCCCAAUGCUUCAAAUCCACCACCCAGAACAGGACCACCCAGAGAAAUACCAGGUGCAGAACUGUCUCGCGCUGCUCCGGCGGCCCAUGUAAGCCCAUUGGCAGCUACUACUGUUGCAACCAGAACACCUACCGGAGCAGCCAGCGAAGUUCCACCUGUGCCUCCGUUAAAGUUGCCUGCAAAGAUGAACCAUGAUCAUGUUAGCGAGAGGCCACCCCUAGUAACGCGUAAAGAAGGUGCCGCGCCGACAUCUGGAGUACUGGCUGGAGCGUUCAAGGAUGAACACGCUACGCGUAGUGAUGUUUCUCGCCACAGUGGAGGCAGGAAAACUCAGAAAGACAAUGCAGCUCCGGUGGACACUAACGUCAGCAUUCUUACUAACGCAGCUCCUGCAAUACGCACACGUGGACCUUGCCCUGGAAUGCCCAUGACGCCAGAGCAGAUGGUGGGGAAGACGAGUCCAAUAGAUGACGACGUGCUAGGGAAGGGCGUGGAACAACAACGAACUAUUUCAAGGCCUAAACCACUUUCAGACAUUGGCGGAGAUCCUUGUGGAUUUGCGGGUUCCGUUGCCACAGGGCAGGUCCGAGAUCCUGACAUACUGUUAGUUCCUAUUGCGACGAACAUACCGGAAUGGGCAGCUCUAACGGAAAUCCAAGAAACUCCAACAACAGGAUAUCUACAGCAGAAGGAAUGGGUACCUCAAACAGAAAAGCAAAAUCCGACAGCGGGAUACAUUCAGCAGGAGAAAUCGUUAGCACAUAUAGGAGUGCAAAAUUUUUUUGAAACAGGAGUUGUUCAGCAACAGGAAUUGGUACGCACGAUAGGCACGCAAAAUGCAUGGCCUAGGGAACCUGUUCAGGGACAGGAGUGGGUUGCUCCAGUUGUAAUGUAUGAAGCACCGGAAAACAGCCAUCUUCAGCAGCCCGCGCAGACCUUCAACUCAACAUGUCCAGGAAUAGUGGAACAAUCGGGUCCGCCUGCUGUUCAACAAUUUGAUACCCGUUCCUUCCAGAUGAACCAAGUAAUGGGACUUAGGAAUCAGCCGCCAGACUCAACAAGCGGUCAAGAACCGUGGAUUCAGCCGCUGUACAGUGUGAGACAGAUACCUGUCUCAGCCAAACAAGCAAACGAGCAUCAAUGCGGCUACUGCAUCGGGCAAACACCCCAUCCAUAUGUUCCACAACUACCAUACAUGCUGUCACAGGAAGCAUAUGUAGGCCCCGACUUCCCUAUAGUGAAUGGCGCAGGGCCUCACUCGAAAGACAAAAAGAAAAAAAAGAGGAAAACGUCUGCCACGGAAAAGUCGCAGCAGCGUGCCCGAAAGAAUGUCAAAGACGAAUCCCAACAAACACAGUGGGAGUUGCGGUCAAGGGAACAGCAAACCGAGCCAGAGCUGCCGACCGCCAAUCCCGCAGACGUUAUCAGAGUAGAGAUCGUGGACGUCACUCCAGGUUACGGACACAUGUCGCCGGCGUGUGCAGGGCAUCUCAGCCCGGAUCUGAUGAUGCAAGGGAGUGCAGAAUUUGAAAACAGAAACCAUGAAACGGACACGUGUCCGGCGCACGGAUACGUAUUCCCUCAGUGCGCGGGACAACUCGGCGAGGAUUGGGCUGAGAAACAGCAUGCCGAAUUUCAAGUUGCAGCUCCUCCAACAGCAACAACGAAAAGUGCAGCGCCCACAAUUGAGAAGCCCACUGCUACUAAGGGAGGGGCCAAAGAGAAUGUACUCAAAAAAUACAAGAUGCCAAAAAUGCCAGUCGGGAAGAAUGCUGCCAUGGCGGUGGUAAUGGCAGCUGUGGUCGCCGUGUUUCUAGUCCUCUUCCUCUUGGCGUUCCUUGUUCGCUCCACCAGCUCAGCACCGUCGCAUCUUGGAGCCAACUUCGCCUCAACGACUAGUGAGCGCGGUCUGCGACGGCGACCUGCUAAGAAUGUGAAGCUCAGUCGGAUCAUCUUGAAUGAGAAAGCCUACUGGAACCUCUGAGCCACGGGCGUUCACUUGUUGCCACCAAGACAACCAACUUUUGAUUCUGCUCAAUACAGCUGUCAGAAAAUA